Messenger RNA from Ostreobium quekettii, 828 nucleotides. The record is from the annotation of a GenBank genome assembly. NCBI's taxonomy places the organism in Eukaryota, Viridiplantae, Chlorophyta, Ulvophyceae, Bryopsidales, Ostreobiaceae.
AUGGCCGUCCUGCGGCCGGAGGCGGCGGCGGUCAUUGCGACGUCGACAGCGCCGCCGGCGCACGGGUGGCUGGGCGGCGGCCUGGGGAGGGAAGUGUCCGGGGAGCUGAUCUUCCAGGUGGAGCUGGAUGCGUGGGAUAACAUCAAUGCGCGAGGCGGGCGGAGCCGCGGCGAAGGGGAGGCGGCGCCGAAUGCGUUCCUGCAAAUCCUGCGGCAGUGGGGCACGCCCAACAACUCUUUCUGCAUCCAGGUUCUCAACGAUAUUCAAGAAGUCAAGAAUAGUCUCAACUUGCGCUCGUCUAAAAUUGGCCCAAGGGCUUUGGGGGAUGCCCUUGCAGCUGUGGGAUACAAGGUGCACAUCAGGACGGCAGUGGGUGGCAGGGACGAGUCCCUGUUCCUGGAGCUGCACCAUGAGUUUCUGGUCGUUUUUCUGGAGGGCUCGGGGGACUGGGAGGAAGAUGCCGAAGUCAUCGUGGAGCCCAACUUCCGCGACCAGUUCAAGAUCCUCAACCCAACACUGCGCUACUCACAGAUCGUGGACACUAUACCCGAGGAGUACGCUGGCCCUGUGCACAGGCUGGGCGACCUUGUGCAGCUCCUGUGCAAGGAGAUGGCGUCUUCCUUCUCUUCCAUGGGCACCACACUGCCCCCGUGGAGGUGCCAGCGGAGCAUGAUUUCAAGGUGGCGGCCAAAGGUGUACAGGGAUGAGCGGCUGGACUCAGCAGCCGGCCGCCCAUCAGAAUGCGGCCCCAGGCCAGAGGCCCAUGCGGCUGCUGCCGGAGGCGGAGGCGGCUCAGAGGCUUGCUGGAACGACGCGCUGCGGGAGUGA